UGCGCCUGCGCACCGGAGGCCGGAGGAGUCUUACCCUAAUGUAAGAUGGUGGCCCGUCUGGCUGUGGAUCCCACUGAAAGCUGAGAGUCUGUCUCUCAGCCGUAAAGGUCGGACUCGCUGAAGCAAUCAGGCCCUGUUCUGAAGAGUUUUUUCCCCGACACUCGUUCAGUGGUCUCUUGUGAGGACGCGGCAGCGCGUGGAGUCGGCUAAGGGAAAAGCGAGGCAAGGCAGGCGGGUCUUUGAAGUUCUACAGUUUAGUUCUCAGUGCUGAACUUCCUUCUCCCUUAAGUUAUUAUAAACUUUUGCUGCUGUUUAAUAAACGUGAAGAUGUCUCGCAGUCCUGAUGCGAAGGAAGACCCUGUGGAAUGUCCUCUUUGCAUGGAGCCCUUGGAGAUAGAUGAUAUCAACUUUUUUCCUUGCACCUGUGGCUAUCAGAUUUGCCGAUUUUGUUGGCAUCGAAUUCGCACUGAUGAAAAUGGGCUUUGUCCUGCAUGUAGAAAGCCAUAUCCAGAAGACCCAGCAGUUUAUAAACCACUCUCCCAGGAAGAAUUGCAAAGGAUAAAGAAUGAGAAAAAACAGAAACAGAAUGAGAGAAAACAGAAAAUAUCAGAAAACCGCAAACAUUUGGCUAGUGUACGUGUUGUACAAAAAAACCUCGUCUUUGUUGUAGGUCUCUCUCAGCGCCUAGCAGACCCAGAGGUUUUAAAACGACCAGAAUAUUUUGGGAAGUUUGGUAAAAUACAUAAAGUUGUCAUCAAUAAUAGCACAUCAUAUGCAGGCUCACAGGGUCCAAGUGCCAGUGCUUAUGUAACCUAUAUCCGGUCAGAAGAUGCUCUCAGAGCCAUACAGUGUGUCAACAAUGUGGUAGUAGAUGGCAGAACACUUAAGGCAUCCCUAGGUACAACAAAAUACUGCAGUUACUUCUUAAAGAAUAUGCAGUGUCCAAAGCCUGACUGCAUGUAUCUACAUGAAUUGGGGGAUGAGGCGGCCAGCUUCACAAAAGAGGAAAUGCAGGCGGGUAAGCACCAAGAAUAUGAACAGAAACUACUUCAAGAAUUAUAUAAGUUAAACCCCAAUUUUCUUCAACUAUCUACGGGUUCAGUUGAUAAGAAUAAGAACAAAGUGACACCGCUGCAGAGGUAUGAUACCCCCAUUGACAAACCUUCAGAUUCUCUCAGUAUAGGGAAUGGUGACAAUUCCCAGCAGAUAUCUAACAGUGAUACACCUUCACCACCACCUGGUUUAACAAAAUCCAAUCCAGUCAUCCCCAUCAGUUCAUCCAAUCACAGCGCACGGUCUCCUUUUGAAGGGGCAGUAACUGAGUCACAGUCGUUAUUCUCAGAUAACUUUCGCCAUCCCAACCCGAUCCCAAGUGGGCUUCCUCCUUUCCCCAGCUCCCCACAGACAUCCAGUGACUGGCCUACAGCACCAGAGCCACAGAGUCUCUUCACAUCAGAAACAAUCCCAGUAUCAUCCUCUACAGACUGGCAAGCAGCAUUUGGCUUCGGUUCUUCUAAACAACCAGAGGAUGACUUGGGUUUUGAUCCCUUCGAUGUCACUCGAAAAGCCUUAGCAGACCUGAUUGAAAAGGAACUGUCAGUCCAAGACCAGCCUUCCCUUUCACCCACGUCUCUUCAGAACUCCUCUUCACACACUACAACCGCCAAAGGUCCGGGCUCUGGAUUCCUGCAUCCUGCUGCACCGACAAAUGCCAACUCUCUCAAUAGUACCUUUUCAGUCUUGCCACAGAGGUUCCCUCAAUUUCAGCAGCACCGAGCAGUUUAUAAUUCAUUCAGUUUUCCAGGCCAGGCAGCCCGCUAUCCUUGGAUGGCCUUUCCACGCAAUAGCAUCAUGCACUUGAACCACACAGCAAACCCCACCUCAAAUAGUAAUUUCUUGGACUUGAAUCUCCCGCCACAGCACAACACAGGUCUGGGAGGGAUCCCUAUAGCAGGGGAAGAAGAGGUGAAGGUUUCGACCAUGCCACUGUCAGCCUCUUCCCAUUCAUUACAACAAGGACAGCAGCCUACAAGUCUCCACACUACUGUGGCCUGACAACAGAACUGAGAGGAGAGGAUUAGACUCUGGGGUGCUUGCAUGGGCAACCGGAUUUUUGCAUGAUUCCUUUCUGAUUUCGCAUUUAAUGUAUACACCCAAAAGAGCCAAUAUAAACGUUCCUCAUGCCUACAACUAGUGUGUUACCUCAUAGUUGCUAAAGUAUUUCUUCACUAGGCCUUUAACACGAUUUAUUAGCAUAAUAAUUUUGGCAUUGUUUCUCAUGAGUGAUACUAUUUUUAACUCACACAAAUAAACUUGUAGUACUAAUUAAGAUUCCCACAUGAGAUUAGCUAGAAUUGUUCUUAUUUUGGCUCUAUUACUGAAAUUAUGCAAAGAUAAUGGUAGUUCCUUGUUUUCUGAUUUGUGAAAAAAAAAAUGGUAAUAUCCUAAUAUACUCAUGAAAAAAUUGAAAAUUAAGAUAAUGUCUAUUGCAUUUCUUUGAAUACUUAAGAAGAAAGAAAACAUAUAAAGCAAAAUUGGUGGUGUUGUUUAAUGCUCAGAAGGAUGUUGUCAGCAAUUAUUUUUAGUUGUAUGGAUUUAUAGCCUAUAUUAAUGCAUUACAUGUUUAGAAACUGUUUUUGUUGUCUCUCAUUUGCACAUUUGCACUUUCUUUUUGAAUGGUUGUUAAUUAUAUUUAGAAGGUUAAUUAAUUAUAGACUAAAUGCAAUAUCUCUUUUUUAAUGCACUGCCUAGUAUACCAGGAAAUGCCUCAGAAACAGAAUUGCAACUUACAGUUGAUUUAUCAGAAACUUGAAUAUGGGGUAAACAUUGUAUGUGAGAAGCAACCAUAGUAGUGUAACAUUUUUAUUGAAAAAACGGUAGUUUUGUGAGAUAUCUGUUUGGAAACUUCAUUGUUUAAUAAUUGAAAUGUGAUAAUAAAGCUAUAUUACCAGUACCUGGCCAAAAUGAGACUAAGGUGGAGGAGAAGAGAUUGGGGAUCCUCUAAAAUUAGGCCAUGUAAGUUGUCAUAGAUAAUUUUGAUCACAGAGGAUAGUGAAGUGCUUUAUUAGGACAUAAUGUGAAGUGAUGUUUUUGGAUAAUACACGAUUUUUUGAAAAAUUUUAAAACUGAUAAUGGAAAAAAAAUAAACUGAAUUCAAUUCUGAGCAGUGGGCAAAAGCUGAUUCAGAAAACAUGACCAUAUUCUGCCUAAAUUAAGCAUCUGGGAAGAAUGGGGAAAGUCAGAUCUCCUUUUGACGUUUUCAAAAACAGUUGUGAUAAAAGGUAUGCCUUUAUUUGUUAAAAAUAUUAAAAGGGUAAUGUGAAUACCAAAAAAGGAAGCCUAAGCAUUUUAAAAUAAUAAUAUUUAUUUAAAAACACGUUAUUUGGAGAUGAUAACUUAAUAUCAUGUUGGAGUUUUCGAGGUUACCUCUCUAUGAAGUCUGGUUAUUUUCUAUUAGCUAUAAUACAGCAAAUGGAAAGGCUCUGUCCUCAGGUGUAGUGGGUAAACUAAAAUCUAUUCUUAGAUAUCCUUUGAUUUGGUUAACUGAGGUGUAGGAACAGGUAAUUAUCUAGCCAUUUAAAUUAUUUUUGUAAGAUUUUGCAUAAGUGACAAUCUCUAAUUUCUAUUCAAAAGUGACUUUGGGUACAGAAAUUUAGAAAAUACAAGUAAAAUACUGUAGAUUUAUUAGCCAGAAGGCUUUUAUCAUGGGUUAAUUAUGGUUUCAUUUUUGCUGUAAGAGGCCAAGACAUCCACUUAAUGUCUCCUGUGGUGCUGAGAUUCCUAGGCUUUGGGCUCCCCGUAAUGAAGCUUAUUAGUACAUAACUUUCUCCAGCCAUCAGUGCUAGCCUUUCAUUGCCUGGAUCUCCUUACCAAGACAAAUGGUUCCUCCCAUUUACUUUACUUCUCUGUGUUGAGAGAAAGAUACACCUGUUAAACAAGGCUUCUUUCCUGUGGUCGCUUUCUCUCUCCUUUCUCCUUCCUAGCCGGGGCCAAAAAACUGUCAGGUAGUUUGUCUAGACUUGCUAGAACCCAGAACUCUCUCCCUGCCUGCUUCUCCAUCCUUCACACUUUUGACACACACACCAUACAUCACAAAAAUGCGUCUUGGGCACUUAGGCUUCAACUUAAUUAUUUUCACAUUGAAAAGCUAAAGGUUAUCCUUUAACUUUGUAAUUUUGAGCCCUUGUAAGCCUAGAAUAAUAAGCUUUUUUGCUUACCUAAUAUUUCAUGUAGUGUGGUUUUUUAAAAAAGUGAAGUCUUGAAAUCAUAGUGGUAAUUAAUUAUAUUAAAUCGCAGGAGAAAUUACACAACACAUAAUAAAAGAAUUUACCACUUCACAUAGCAAGUAAGUUGAUGAACACGAAUUAUGGUAAAGAAUGAAAAAUUCUGAAAAGCUGAAUGUGUAAUGCACAAGGGAAGCUUUUUAUGCUUUUCCAUCCCAACUUUUUUAAAAAGUAACUAGUUUGUUUCUUAAAUCAGGAAUUAUAAAAACCAGAGUUCAGAACCCUUUGGAUUACUAGCGAACUUACAAGUUUAUACGUAUGUACAGCUGUCCGCUUUUUGCGGGGGAGAAAAUCCAUAGUUGUUAGAUUUAUAAAGGGCAUGGUGGCACCCCACCCCACCCCCCACCCCCAAAAGAGAAGUUAAGAACUGCUACCGUGAAAUGGCUUUAGUGCCACUGUAGGAAAUAGAGACCUGGAGUGAGUGAUUUAAGUCAUGAUGAAUGUCAAGUGCCUCUUUUUAUUUUCUUAAAGAUUCCAUUAGAAAAUAUUUCCUGAUGAAUAAUAUUUUCCUUUUCAUUCUACUGUCAUAUUUUGUUUUUCCAGGUGGUGCUUUUGUAAACUCUCCCUUUAUUACAACAAAAUAUUAGUCAAAUAUUUGAGUGCCUAUUCUGUAUAGUGACCUUUAGUUAGGCCUUGAGGGUUGAAUAAAGCAUAGAUCCUAUCAUCAAGGUUAACAGUCUAGUCACAGUUUUAUUUCAGAUUUUUUUCUGUAGGAUCAGCUCUUAAUAUACUUUAAAAGAACAGCCAUAGCAGUCUAGACUCAUUUUAUUAUUCAUUGCUCUGACAAUGGCAACAUAGGGUAUUAAAUAUUGAUACCUGAAAAUUUAAAAUAUAUGAUAAUUUGGAGGGAGUGAAAAAAAUCUUAAUAGGGAAGACAUACAUUCACGAUUCUGACUUAAGUAUCUUAGUCGUGUGUGUAUGCUCAUGUCUCUCUUGUGUUCUGGGUGUUAAAUAGAGCUUUCUAUAUGUACUUUUAAAGAAAACACUUGAAUACAUUGUGUCUUUGCACAUUCUUUACUGACAUUGUUCCUGUUUCUGUGGUGUUCCAAGCACCCUCAGGAUUGCCAGAGUUCUUUUCCACUGUGACACAGGUCCAUAAGGGAGCUUCUCCCACAGAGGUAUUGCCUCAGAAAGCCAAGAAAAAGGAAUGAAUUGCAGAUGCAUAGAAAUCUUACAGAAUGACAGCCAUUGUGUUUUUUGUGCAUACAUUAAAAACUGGGAGAUGUUUUAUCCUGUUGAAUUUUAAAGUUUUAGAUUUUUCUAUGUAUUUGAUCUUGAAGUUUUCCCAAAUUUGCUUAAUUGGCUUUAAGAAAUGGAUAUCAUACAAUUGAAGACACAAUAGCAUUUUUAAAAGAUUAUCUUAUAAAGAGGUGAUAACCCAAAACAAUGAUACACGUGUCUUUUUCUACAAAAUAUGGACCAAAGUCAGUUAUCCACUGUCAAGCUAGUCCUUCUGCCCUUAGGGCUGUGUCUUUCUCCUCUCAGCCUUUUUUUAUCUGAAUGAGUACCUACUGCAUUGUCUCCUUGUGCUGAGUAAAUGGCAGUAAUAUAUGCACAUAUUUACACAUGAAAUGUUUAGCGAACUAAUCAAACAGUAUGCUGACACAAAAGUAAAAAUGGGAAUUUAAAAAGUUAAUGUAAGCUGGUUCAGGGAAAGGCUUCAUAAAGUCUGGGGCUUUUCGAUUUGGAAGGAUGGCUGAAAUUUAGAUGAUAUGAGGGGGAAAUACAAUCAGGGGAACAGACUGAACAAAGAACCAGAGACAGAGAUUGGAGUGGCCUCUAGUGAUUAGGAGAGAAGGACAGUAAGGAGAUGGACUCGUUUGAGAUAUACAGGUCAUACAGAAAGGUGGAGUAAGUGUGCAAAAGCUUGAAAAAUGGGAAGGAUAGUUUAGUCUUGUUAUGGAUGUAGUCAGUGGUUGAGAACUCUAGGUUCUUUGCUAAAGAUGUAACUUGAUUGUAGAAUUUUAAAAAGAUUAAUUUGGUGAUGUGUUUGCUUGAAAUUAGGACCACUUAGAAAACAGUUUCUAGUGUGUAUAUUGCUGGGCGGUGCAAAUAACAUGGCCUGGAUUAGAACAGUAAUAGUAGGAACAGGAGAAGAAAUUAUGAAUUAGAAGCUAGAAAACUUGAGAUCUAAGAAAAGGCCUAGGUGUCUGGUGACCUUUAAAAAUGUAACUUUCAUAAAGGUACAAAUGGAAACCAGAUUCCUAGGAUUCAUGAAGAAAAGUCAGGGAUAUGGAUGCAGCAACCACUGAUUACUUACUUAAGACAUUUGUCAACUAGAGGAAAGAGAAAGACAGGAUGCUUACCAGACGGAUAGUAGAUCUUAGGAUGCAUUGCUUUAAGGUAAGGUGGAUAUUUAAAUAUUUAAAAGCAGAACCUGUAGAGGUAUUUGAGAGGAAGACAUGGACAGUGUUAAAGAGAAGGCAGGCUAAUCCAGUAGGGUAACAGAUUUCUCUAGUGCUGGAAGGAGAUAAGCUCCUGAGAUGAUGUUUGGUUAUGGGCUUCGCUUUAGAGAAGAGGGCUUUGUUCUUUGUAAGGACAACCAGAAAAUCUAGGAAAGAGAAGGUGGAAUUAGAGAAUAUGAGAGCACAGGAAAGAACUCGUAUCAGUUACUAUCGAGUGCAUAUUGUGAGAGAAUGGGGGUGAAGAGUGGAGUUGGGACUCAGUAAAAAAAGGCAAUUAAAUAAACCUCUGAGAAUAAACCUUGAAGUACAUCCUAAGAAAUUCAAGAAUUACUGAGAAAAGAUAAGGAUCAAAUUAAAAACUUUUAGAGUCCAAAUAUGUGUGGUUUUGUAUGUUUCUCUGGUUCUGCACAAAGCAUCAAGGAUAGACAAAGCAAAUACUGAGAGUUUGGUUAGAAGGUGAGAAAGGAAUACAAAGAAACUCAAGAAGAUAGCAUUGAAGUACCUAAUUUCAUGGUCAAGAAGAGUCCACUAAGGCAAGAAAGAACCAAUGGUUGUGAGUGUGUUGAAGGGAGUUCAGUGACUUUAGGUUUUGGUGAGGUCAAAGAACAGGUAUAGUGUUGUUAAGGGAAUGACAGAUUAGGAGACUGUGGUCAGCCUGAUGAUGGUUCAGUGCUGAAUGACAAGUGAGAACCAGAAAAAGGAUGGUAUAUAAAUGUCUAACAUCAGAGCUGAAGGUUGGAAAGGCGGCUAGCUUUCGUAACCCCUGUGGUCUGUCUCUUCUCUACUCACUUACCUUCCAGCCAUUUCUUGAGAGUAAGAAAGCAGACUGCAUGAAAGAAUUGUAGAAAGCAUGAUACUGCUUGGGGAAUCCUGGGUCAGGUUCUUUUAAGUUGAUGACCCAAAGGAAAACUUCCCCUGUGGGAUAAACGUUCCUUCCUCAGCACAGUAGAGGGGUGUGGAAGCAGAAUGCAGGGAAAGGCUUGGGAAGAGCCAGGGAUGAGACUGGACAGGUGCAGGUAAGCCUAGUGAGUGUGAGGGAUAGUAGACGUGUUACUUACAAUGUGGAAGGUUUAGACGCGAUAGGUCUGGUAGUUGAAGAGCCCAUAUUACAAGUAUGAGCUAGUUUCUCCCAAGCACACAUAUAAACUGGAAAGAACCAACUCUUCUUACUUAGUUGUACUGGGUCAUUCUGUUUUAUUUAUAAAUAAAUAUAGCACAUUGGAAUUAGAAGUGGUAGAUUGGUGAAGAGUAGAAAAGAGAAAUUCAGAAUUUUAUUAUAACUGGUUAUAAAAAUGUUUUGACAGUUUGUCCCUAAAGAGAAUGUGCCAUGUGAAUAGAUAGAUAUAAACUAAUUUCAAUAGAUAGUUAUUGAACUAAUCUAUUCGUACAUUUUAUAUACUUAGAUGUGACCUUUAAGGAAAAUUACUAAAUAAAGUGAAACAGGGAUGGAGAUAUAGAUAAAUAACUUUUUUCUUUAUUCAGUUAAUAACAAAUAUGCCUAGUUUGGAAGCACUUUUAAUUUACUGACGCUAACAUAUUUUUAAACUCACUGGACUUGAUCUGUAUAUGUCAGCUAACACAUCAGCUAUGACAUUUAAAAGCGAUAAUACUUCAAAGUACAAGUCAUUGCUCAAGAAUACUGUUUCUGAAACCAUGCUGAAGGAUCGAGAAGCCACUCCUCCUUCGAUCUCCUUUCUGCCCUAUGAUUUGCUGCCACGAGUAGUAUUCUUACCAACCAUACAUUGCUGGGCAUACCAGCCUUUAAUACCAGCUUCCUUAGUCAGGAGCUUUUUCCAAAGAAUCACUCUUGAGAAUUCGAGAUUGAUUAAGAGAAUCUAUUCUGUUCCAUAAUGUUUCAGAGAGUCUACCCUGGGUUUGAGUUACACAAAAAUCUAGUUUAUACCUGUUAGUUACCUGGAACUGAAGGAAAGCCUAAGCGAUUUAAGCUUCUUGAGAUUUGAGCUGAAGUACCUAGAAGUUCCAUGGAAUAGCUGGAAAUUGAUGUACUUAAAGAACCAAUCCAUUCUUUCCAGCUUCCUUCAGACCAUUACUUCCAAAGGCAGCUAUUGACUUUACUUUGUUCUUAGUCCACUUUGCAUGUACGAUUAUUCUAAGGAUUCCUGGAAGCUCCCAACUGACCCAGGAAUGUACCGUGCUUAGAACAGUUUUGUUGUUCAGCUCCUGUUUGGUAUUCAGACCCACUGUUGUGCUCUGUUACAAAGCAACACUGCAAAAGGUUUUUCGCCCCCUCUAUAGAAUGUAUAAAGCCUCUAAAACACCCAGGCCCUUUUUUUUUGUUAAAUUGAAGUGAAAUUCGCAUAACCUACAAAUAACCAAAGUGUACAAUUCAGUAUUCUAGUACUGUUCUUUAAUUAUCUCACUGUUACAGUAGCAAAAUAAAUAACCCACUCCAGCUGUGAGAAUUUGGCCUAUUCUUUAUUGGGGCUGUGUGCAUCUGGACUUGGUGUUUUACCUUGUAGGCUGAAAGGCAAAUAUUAAACCUUCAAGUAUUCCAUACUCUCCACAACAGUACUACUUAAGAUUGUGGGUGAAGCAACUUUUAUAUACCGCCCUUUAAAAAGAGAGGAAGGCAAGGAGCUCUAGGUUAAAAAGCUUUAGGAUACAUGUUUUCCAGAGUAGGUAAAAAUGUCUGAAACAACAACCAUCGGAAUAGUUUUGAAAUAGCAGUACUUGUCUUUCUGUCUUUGUGACAUUUGAUUAGCAUCAUGUAAGAAAAGGUUUGCUUAGCAGAGGUAUACUUCAAGUGUAGCGCUCUCUAUGGGUGUGAGGGUCAAUGUGUAUGUGUGUGCCCAUGUGUGUUGGUUUAUACUUACUAAUUUUCAUUUAAAUCUUCCACUUAGUCAAUGUAGCAGAGGAAAAAGCCUCCGGCCAUUUUUCUGCGACGUUUCAUGUAUUUAUUCCUGCUAUGUUCUGCUUACUUCAUAUGUUCAGGAUAAAUGAUGCAUUUAUAGUCUGUUUCUAAAAUUUUUUUUAAAGAAAUAAAGACCCUAUUUAAACACAGCAAGGCUAUAAUACUGGUGCCUAUCUCCCCCCUGGCCAUAUUUUAUCUAAACAAAUAUUUUCGUAGCUUUUUCUCAUCAGAUUUCAGUCUCACUAGUAAGCAUGCCCAUCCCAUGUCACACUCUUGGGAAAACCUAAGGGAAGGAUAAUUAGAAAACUUCUAUUAGAAUAAAUCUCAGAGCCUUGAAAUCUAUGACAUACUCUUUAACAGUCUGCCUUUUAAAGACCAAGUAAUAAUAAUGAUAACAAUAAACAAGGCUUAGAAGGAUUAUGAUUUGCCCAUAAUCACAUUCUAACGACAAUUAAAAGUUCUCUUAGCCCCCACCAUCUGAAUUUGCCUUCAUACAUACAUGUAACUCAAGGAGAAGGAAACUUCAAGAUUCAGAAUAUAUCUCUUUUGUAAACUUUGUUGUGUCUUACAGUUUGAUUAUUAUAGUAGUUCUUGCAAGUCAAGGGCUUUCAACUGUGAAUGUAAGUGCAAAUAAUGAAUUGAAGGCUUUCAAAGUGUCCAUCUACUGACGACUGUUAUCACAGAUCUUGUAAGUUAUGGAAACUGGUAUUAAAUGUGACCCAGUGAUCUUGGAGUAACAUUAGUGACGGGUGGAGGGCGGUGUAACCUAGCAGGUACUAGUACGUAAUGUAGACUUAAACUAAUUACCAAUGUCAGAACUAAAAUAAAGAGUAAAACAGAGGUGGAAUUAAAUUUACCUAGGAUUUUUCUGCAGUGCCAAAGAGCAUUUAAGGACCAGCAUGCACGAUCCACUAGACUGGUGGCAUCUCUAAUAUUACAGAAUGAAAAAAAUCCGAUAGUCAUGGCACCAAAAUGUACUACACUCACACUAAAGCUGUCAUCUCAGACUGAUCAUGAAGAACUACUAUAUGCUACACCAUGUAAAACAAUAGCAUAUCUUCUGAUAAUGUUUCAAUCAAGGAGGUUGUUGUUUUCAGCAUAAUGAAACAGAGGGAAAGCUCCACAAGGAUUAAAAGAUGAUAAUACCAUCACCAUCUCCAAGAAGAAAUGCAGGAAAGCUGACUGCAAUCAACUUUUGUAGCCUAGUGCUGUUUCCUUAUAUGGUGAGAUCUUAUCCCAAGGACUGUGCUAACAUUUACACUCUGUUAUCAGUCUUGCAUUUUGAAAUCAUGUGUCUACGGAGCAGAAUAUAGUGAUCUGGAACAUUACUGGGAUUUUUUUUAAGUGUUGUCAUUUUAUACGUUGGCAUUUGGAAGAAGACCAAGAUACCCUGAAGCUGUUUAUUUUUUCCUUUAUUACAUCUAUAAAUUGAGUAUCCAGCUAAAGGUAAAGGAGGCCCAGGGUUAUGAAUUCAUCAACCAAAGUAGGAAGUUCUAUUAUUGGCUUUAAGCAGAAUGUUGGGCUACAUACCAUUGUUCCACUUAUGUUAAAAAACGAGUUUUAAUUAAAACUUAUAAAUAUGGAUUACUGAUAUAUAUCCCCUAGCAGGCACCCCCCCCCAACCUCCAGAUUAGGGUAAGAUUUGCUAUCAGAUAUGUCUCUUUUUACAUCUAAACAAUUCAUUAAUUAAUGUAGCCAUGGUCUUCUCCAGACCCAGAUAGGUAUAACAUAUCUUGAGUUUUGGCAUAGUCAUUGCUGUUACGUGUAAACUCCCGAGACCUCACCUAUAUUUUAAGUGAUACUGGAUUGGAACGAAGCCUAUUAGUAAAAUAAGUAAAGAUCUCAUGAUCUCCAAAUACAUACAUACAUACAUCCCUGCAGCCUUCGUUUUAUAACACACUUUCAAGUUUUAAUUCUUGACCACCAUGAGUCUUAUUUUAAUACCUUGUGUUCACUUCUCUAUUUGGUUUUUUUCUUUCUUUGGAUAAAGAAGAAAAUCAUCUUUCCCUGUAUAACUUCUCAUAAUUAGGAAGGGAGUUCUCUACUAGAUCUUAAUGUGCACUCGCUGUGGGAUUCCCCGACAGCAUCCCCAACAGGCCUGAAUUUUUCCCUUUUCAAAGGAGAGAGCUCUCCCUCUCAGACUGCUGAGUGUGUCUUUGAGUCUCUGUGAUCAUUUACCUCCCAGUUACCUCCCCAGUAACCAGUCUACCAUCUUUCAGCUUAUUUCCAAACUGGCAUUUAGUUUUAAGUGGUCUUUUUUUUUCUUUUUCUUUCUCUCUUAAAACAGCACAUUUAAACAGUAAGCCUAGUCUGAGUUAGCAACCACUGCAACUGUUAAAUGUUGAAUUGAUAAAGAUUUUUGACUUUGUAAGACCAGUAUUACCCACUUUCCCCGACUCCUGAGUUAUUUAGCUCUUUUGAAAAUCAUUUAAUACUUCCAGACAAUAUGACUAAAAUUCAGUGUUUUACAAAUAUGUGUAAUCUUUAAUAGAAUUAAAUUUUUUUCACUGAAAUGUUCUAGUUCAGUGUAAAGCUCCAGGAUAUGGUGAAAUAAGAAUUGCUAUUUCUAAUCUGAAUUUGAGAAUGUAUUCACCUGGUCUUCUUUCCUUCUUUCCUUCCUGCCUUCCUUCAUAGUAGGGCUCAACAUUGAUUAAGAAUUGGUUCUGUCAAGACUAUCUUUGGCACUCUUUUUCAAAUCCAACUGUAAUAAAUCAUAACUAAGGAUGAACACUUAAAUAAAUGUAUAUUUUAAAUGAUUUUUAAACUAAGGCCCCUUAGUGAACUGGCGGUGAGCAUUUAAGUUUUGAAUUCAUCAGGGUUUUUUGAAAUGCUAACCUCCACAGGAGUAUUAUCUUUUGUAGGUUGGAAAGGAUGCAUUCUUACUAGGACUAAUUCUUUUUAAAUUCAGACAUCAUUUUAGAAUUGGAAGCACAAAAGUUUUUUAUUUUCCCUAGUAUGUGAAUAAAUAGUAUAGAGGAAGAAACAGCAAAAUAGUCUUUUUUUAAAAUCAGAUUUCAUAUAGCUAAAAUAGCUAAAUUUCACAAUAUACAUGCUUGUUUUAAAAAUCAAACAUUUAUUUGUAAAAGAAUCCCAAACUUGGACAAAUAUCUCUUGGUUUGUAACUUUGUAGUACAAUGAGAAAGAACUCUUAAAGAUGUGUGCUUGCUUGGUCUGUUGGGUUGGAAAUGUUUACCACAUCACCAUGACUAUACCCAUAUCUGUUUGAUUUAGUUUUAGUAUAAAAUAAUGAGAAAGUUAUUUCAUUUCCUGAAAUUUUUUCUGAAAUUAAGAAAUAAAGCAAAUUAUUGUUUUACUGUCUGAAAUGAUACUUUCUAAGAAUGAAGCUUAUAGCUGGGUUAUGAAGAAUUUGUCAAUUAAAAUCGUGUUUCAGAACAUGGAUAAUUUUAGUCUUUUGGGGGAAUUUUUCUGACUGAUUUAAAUCCAUGAGAUAAGAUAGGAGCCAUCUUUCAGAAAAAGAUGAGACUGAUCUUCAUUGUCAAAAUAAAAGUAAGCUGUGUAAUUAAAUGGAGUAAAAAACUGGGUUUGGUGCUUUUUAAAACCUUAGAAAAUUUGGAAGUCUUUUAAUUUAGAAAAUUAUGAACAUCAGAAAUCUUAGGAAUUUCAGUAGACACAUAACCAUAUGGGGAUUUGCUGCAUAGGUAGCAAAAUACUUUGGUUAUGAAUACAAACCUGAAGAGGAACUUACACCCGCAUAAAAGUGUUUUAUUGGCUGAACAAUCAAAAGCCAUCACUGACUUUGUUCACAAUGGCCAGCCUCUAGUGAACCACUAAAGAAAAAACAACAAGCAGAACAGCAUCACUUUUAGGAAAGAAGAUACAGGGUAAACAUUUAGAAAAUGUUGAAUGAAAGCUAAUGGUCGAGAGAGUGAUAUUGGUGGCUGAUUACUUCUGGAAGCCUGCAAAGCCUGGGUGUGCUUUGUGUUACAUCUAGACUUUGGAAGCAUUUACUCAGAUUCGUUUGCACAUGAGUUAUGACUUCUGUCUUGGUUGUACUGUGGCAUUCAGUGUUGAUUCCCCUCUCCACUCCAUUAUCAGACCUUUUCUUCUGUCUUCUUUAUCUCUGAACUCGGGAAACAUCUCCUUUUGACAUUUACUUAUUUCUUCAAUACCAUCCCCCACCAAACUCUCACAGUUUUUAGAAUGUCACCUAGUAACACUUUUCGUACCUCCAGUUUCUCAUUUGUGAUACCCCUGAAUAAAUACGUAAAAUACAUAAAUGAAUAUACGUAUGUGUGUGUGAAUGUGUGUACAUCUUCCCCUAAAACACAAUUUGGAAAGUCUUUUAAGGGCAACUAGUAAUUGUUAAAGAAUUUUUUCUUUUGGUGGAACCAAAAUCUGUUUCCCAUUUAUACAUCUUGUCAAAUAUGUGAAGGCAGUUACCACUUGUCUAGUAACUUCUAGAGGUAGAUGAAGCAUCCGUAGGUCUUCCGACUAUUCUACACUUAGCAUGGAUUCUAGUUCUCUCUGUAGUCUAGUUUUCCUCUACAUGUAUUUUGAUUGAACAGUGGAUGCUUUUCUUUAAAUAGAAAGCUCACACUUUAAUAAUCCUGAUGUGAUCAGAUAAUCUAUUUUUUCAUUAAAACUAUUCUUCUGUAUAUUUGUAUAUUCCUUUACAGUUUACAGAGUCCUUUUAUAAAAAUAUCCUGUGGGGUAGGUAUUACCCCCAUUUUGUAAGUGAGGAAACAGGCUCAGAAUGGUUUCAUUUGCGGUUUUCCCAUUGUCCUGCAAUUGCUAAUGUAGACAUUGCACACCUACUUACAUGGUCUUAAUGUUACCAUUUUAGAAAUUCCAUUACCCAUUUGUCAUAUUAGAUAUAAGCCUAUUGAGUAAAACCACUAGACCCUUUUUUCAUACAUAUGACUGGUUGGUUAGAUCUCGUUAUACUGUAUUUUCCCAAUACAUUUUUAAAAACCUGAAUGUAUAUACCUGUUAAAUUUUGUGCUUCAAUUUGAUGAGGUUAGAGUAUACCUUUUGGGUAUCACCAUCUUACAAGUUUGUCUUAUGAAAACUAUAUGUGAUUGUAGAGGUAGAUAAAUGUUAUUGGUAGCAUUAUUAAUAACAUUUGUGUGAAGAAUUCGAUGACUUUUAAUUGAAUAGCUGUAAUUUUAAUUACUGAUUCCGUCAUCUCUAGAAUUGCCUUCUAUUUGCUUAUUUAAAUUAACUUUGUAGGUUUUGCUGAGCUUGAUAAAAAGUAUGGAGUCAAAGUUACGGGAAGCAACGUCACAGAAACUUAUUCGUUUUUUUAAAUUUUAUUUAAAUUCCAGUUAGUUAACAUACAGUAUAAUAUUCGUUUCAGGUGUACAAUAUAGUGAUUCAGCACUUGCAUACAUCACCCAGUGCUCAUCACAAGUGCACUCUGUGGUCCCUAUCACCCAUUUAAUCCCUCUCCCCUGCCCAUCUCCCUUCUACUGGUGACCAUUAGUUUGUUGUCUGUAGUUAGGAGUCUGUUUCUUGGUUUGUGUCUCUUUUUUUCCCUUUUGCUCAUUUGUUUUGUUUCUUAAAUUGCACAUAUGAGUGAAAUUG
Molecule: messenger RNA, 15104 nt
Organism: Ailuropoda melanoleuca (giant panda)
Lineage: Eukaryota; Metazoa; Chordata; Mammalia; Carnivora; Ursidae
Gene: CNOT4
Product: CCR4-NOT transcription complex subunit 4
Exons: 11
Coding region: 328-2055 (575 amino acids)
Biological process (GO): protein ubiquitination
Cellular component (GO): CCR4-NOT complex
Molecular function (GO): metal ion binding; ubiquitin-protein transferase activity; RNA binding
Source: RefSeq, a predicted model, not a curated record